Messenger RNA from Dromiciops gliroides (monito del monte), 910 nucleotides. It is a transcript of the gene PSMB6, whose product is annotated as proteasome 20S subunit beta 6. Gene Ontology annotation, molecular function: threonine-type endopeptidase activity. The transcript has 6 exons. Lineage: Eukaryota; Metazoa; Chordata; Mammalia; Microbiotheria; Microbiotheriidae. Gene Ontology annotation, cellular component: proteasome core complex. The coding region runs from base 79 to 798 and encodes 239 amino acids. The record is from RefSeq and is a predicted model, not a curated record.
UGACGGGGCGGUGACCGAGCACUUUGCGACAGUUGUUUUCCGACCACGCUGAGGGAUCGCCGCUAGAACCGCGGAAUAAUGGCUUCGGUUUUACUAUCAGCCCGCGGACCGUACUCAGCCCCAGCCUAUGGACCUAUGGGCCUCGCCCCGGACUGGGGGGAUCGGGGCGUCUCCACUGGGACGACCAUCAUGGCCGUGCAGUUUGAUGGGGGCGUGGUCCUAGGGGCAGACUCCCGGACAACUACUGGGUCGUACAUCGCCAACCGAGUUACUGACAAGUUGACCCCUAUCCACGAUCGGAUCUUCUGCUGCCGCUCAGGCUCAGCGGCCGACACUCAGGCCGUGGCUGAUGCAGUUGCCUAUCAGCUAAGCUUCCACAGCAUUGAACUGAAUGAACCUCCCCUGGUCCACACAGCUGCUAACCUCUUCAAGGAGAUGUGUUACCGUUACCGAGAGGAUCUCAUGGCUGGGAUCAUCGUUGCUGGCUGGGAUCCCUAUGAGGGGGGACAGGUAUACUCGGUACCCAUGGGAGGUAUGAUGGUUCGGCAGCCUUUUUCCAUUGGGGGUUCAGGGAGCUCUUAUAUCUAUGGCUAUGUUGAUGCCUCCUAUCAAGAGGGUAUGAACGAAAAGCAAUGUCUUCAGUUCACUGCCAAUGCUCUUGCUUUGGCCAUGGAGCGAGAUGGCUCAAGUGGUGGUGUAAUCCGGUUGGCAGCAAUUACUGAGAAAGGAGUGGAACGGCAGGUGCUUAUGGGAGACCAGCUUCCCCGAUUCCCUAUUACCACUUAUCCCUCUGCCUGAAGUCUGCCACCUCCCCCCUGUCUCUCAACACAGCUCCCUCCCCCCCCCCCCCAUCAAAAUCUAUCCUCAAAUAUACCCAAGAUUCAAUAAACUAUGGGUCAUGGGGAAAGUU